Emys orbicularis (European pond turtle) is the source of this 2546-nucleotide messenger RNA. RefSeq names its product histidine--tRNA ligase, cytoplasmic-like. Gene Ontology annotation, biological process: histidyl-tRNA aminoacylation; mitochondrial translation. Gene Ontology annotation, molecular function: histidine-tRNA ligase activity; ATP binding; RNA binding. Gene Ontology annotation, cellular component: cytosol; mitochondrion; cytoplasm. The transcript has 13 exons. Lineage: Eukaryota; Metazoa; Chordata; Testudines; Emydidae. The record is from RefSeq and is a predicted model, not a curated record. Bases 1 to 1536 code for a protein of 511 amino acids.
AUGAACUGGCUGCGCCCCCUCGCUGCGGGGGGCUGCCGGGUGCCCUUCGGGGGCCAGCACCUGGCACCGUCCUGCGCCCGGCGAGCCUUUGCCGCCCACCCCCAAAACCAGGUGGCAGAGGGUGUGGUAAAGCUCCAGCAGCCAAAGGCACAGCUGGGAACUGAUGAGGGGAAAAAGAACUUCAUUCUGAAAACCCCCAAGGGCACCAGGGACUACAGCCCCAAGCAAAUGGCCAUCCGGGAGAAAGUCUUCAACACCAUCAUCAGUUGCUUCAAGCGCCAUGGGGCUGAGGUCAUCGACACCCCUGUGUUUGAGCUGAAGGAAACUCUGAUGGGGAAGUACGGGGAGGACUCAAAGCUCAUCUAUGACCUGAAAGACCAGGGGGGAGAGCUGCUGUCUCUUCGCUACGACCUGACUGUGCCCUUUGCUCGUUAUUUGGCAAUGAACAAAAUCACCAACAUUAAGCGCUACCACAUUGCCAAAGUUUACAGACGGGAUAAUCCGGCCAUGACGAGGGGCCGCUACAGGGAGUUCUACCAGUGUGAUUUUGACAUCGCCGGCCACUUUGACCCUAUGAUUCCUGAUGCUGAGUGUCUGAAGAUCGUGCAUGAGAUCCUGAGCAUGUUGCAGCUCGGAGACUUCCUCAUUAAGGUCAACGACCGGCGCAUUUUGAAUGGAGUGUUUGCGGUAUGUGGCAUUCCAGACAGCCUGUUCCAUAGCACUUGCUCUACCGUGGACAAACUGAACAAGGCAACAUGGGAGGAUGUGAAGAAUGAAAUGGUUGGAGAGAAAGGUCUCUCGCCAGAGGCUGCAGAUCGCAUCGGGGAAUACGUUCGACUGCAUGGUGGGCUGGGUCUGAUUGAGCAGCUGGUCCAGGACCCUAAGCUGUCCCAGAACAAGCUGGCCCGGGAGGGGCUGGGAGACAUGAAGCUGCUGUUUGAGUACCUGACCCUGUUUGGCAUUGCAGAUAAGAUCUCCUUCGACCUGAGCCUGGCGCGGGGUCUGGAUUAUUACACUGGGGUGAUCUAUGAGGCCGUCGUGCUGCAGCCUCAGAACGCCCACAGGGAGGAGCCAGUCAACAUGGGCAGCGUGGCUGGAGGCGGCCGUUACGACGAGCUGGUGGGGAUGUUCGACCCCAAGGGGCGGAAGGUGCCCUGUGUGGGAGUCAGCAUCGGAAUCGAGCGGCUCUUCUCCAUCAUGGAGCAGGAGGUGGAGGCUUCUAAGGAGAAGAUCCGGACGACCGAGACGCAGGUGCUGGUGGCAACCCCCCAGAAGAACUUCCUUGAUGUGAAACUGAAACUCAUCUCUGAGCUGUGGGAUUCUGGGAUCAAGGCAGAGAUGCUGUAUAAGAAGAACCCCAAGCUGUUGAACCAGCUGCAGUAUUGUGAAGACACGGGAAUCCCUCUCACAGCCAUCAUAGGAGAGCAGGAGCUGAAAGAUGGAGUCGUCAAACUACGAGUCGUAGCUAGCAGGGAAGAGGUCAAUAUCCCUAGGGAGAAGCUUGCUGAGGAAAUCAGGAGAAGGUUGGAGUCCUAGAGCCUUUCUGUGCACAGCAGCUUGACUCACUGGACCUAUUUCCUGCCGUGUUGAUUGUUUCCAGCCCUGCGAUGCACUGGAGUUCCUAGGCCAGUAACAUGGCACUGCCAGGCCAUGAUUCCAUGAGGAUUUGGGCAGUGCUGAUCGGGCUGAAGGCUGGCCACCUCCUGCUGCACUGAGAUUAACCUUGCCCCAUCAAUCUUAUGACUUGGUACAACAUCUCACUGUGUAGGGAGCGGACACAUUUUAAAGGCAUAGGGCAGAUUACCAUUGGUUAGACCUCUCAGGUUAAGUAGCAUGAGGAGUGGGUCUGUUUUAAUGUGUUUGUAUUACGGUAGCAAGCUCAUUGGUCAAAGCGGAGCUCCUACAUUUGCAAUAAGGCAGAUUCCCUUGCAAUGACCUAGGCCUUAGCAAAUUAACUCUGCACUAUCUUGAAGGAAUUCACACCUGCCAGGUCCUGUACAAUGCCCAGAUGCCUUUGCAAGUUGACUCAGCAAUUUGCUAUGUUCAGACUUGCUGCGGGUGGCCUUGUGAGCAUCCUCAUGUAUCCAGAACCUCCAUGGAAACUUGUCCUUAGAAUCUAUCUGCCCUUCACCUGUGCGAGGCAGCUCUGAAUCACUGGAAGGUCAGUCCCCAUCUGUGGGGCUCCCUUUCCCCACCCCCAGUCAUGGAGCUGAACUAGAAAAUUUCUCUUUCCCUGCUCAGCGGGAUGGGAGUACCACUACUGUCCAGGAUACACAUGAACUAUGCUUCAAGGAUGCUCUUCAGUAUCCCUACAUGUCAUUGGGAGAUUGGACAUGAUAUUCCCAUUUUGUGCCUGGGCUGGGCUGUUGGCCUAGUGCUGCACAGUAGCUACAUCCCUCCUCCCAGGAAAUGACCCCAUUUUAGUGAUCUAGUCUCUUCUCCAAUGGUUCUGUUUAAAGUGAAUGAGGCUGUGGAUGAGCCGAGACUUUGGUUUCCAUGCAAACAUGGAUAAAUGAUGUAAAUAAAAUACUGUGGGUUGCUGAGGA